AUGGCUGGCGGACCCAAGAAAUGUUUGUCUUUCAUUGGAUUCAGCCUUAUCUGUCUUAAAAUGGUUGCUUCAGCAAAUACAGCUCCUGAAAUACCCACUAUUGAUCAGGCAUAUUCAAAAAUCAGCACCAGCAUCACUGUGGAAUGGGCCACAGUGCCAGGGGCCACCAGUUAUCUUCUCACGGCUGAAGAUGGAGACACUGUCAUUGAAACCAUGGUGGCCAAUUCCCCAGGCACUGUGACAGGCCUGAAGGCUGCAACCUUGUACCAAAUCACUGUCAGAUCCGUCAGUGCCACUGGGAGAAGCCCAGCAUCGCUUCCAAAGCAGGCAAAGACAGUGUUGGCUGCACCAAUUCUAGAAGUAAGCUCUCCAAGUCCAGACUCUAUUCUUGUGCAGUGGGAAACUGUAUAUAUGGCAAUUGGAUUCUCUGUGUCCAUUAUGCGAGCCAAUGGUUUGGGUAGAAUAUGGAAAGAGAAUACCACAAACACCUCCUUGACAUUCACCAGGUUAGAUGCUGGGACUCUCUACACCAUAAAGGCCUAUGCGUGGAAUGCCAAUGGAACCCCUGGGGACGACUCCACCUGCAAUCAGAGAACAAGUCCUCGUGCCCCUGCCAACAUUCAAGUCUCUCUUGACGGUGGGGCUCUGAAGGCUUCUGUUUCAUGGGCCCCAACGGAAGGAGCUUUCAACUAUACUGUGAUGGCUUUGAGUGACUCUUCGGAGCUGAGCUGUAGUACGACUCGCAGUGCCUGUACUAUCUCCUCCCUACAGUGUGGGACUGAGUACCUAAUUUCAGUUUUAGCAAGUAAUGAUGCUGGGUCUAGCAAGUCAACUUCAUCAGAGGCCCUAAAAACUGUUGCUUGUGCACCUGGACGAGUGACCGUCCAAGAAGAUCCUCCGGGCCACCUCUCUGUGGCUUGGUCCAAUGUAGAUCUGGGUGAUUACUAUGUGGCCUUUGUGAAGAGUGAUGAUGGCUUGGAAGUCCACUGCAACACAUCCCUCACCCAGUGCAAUUUCUUAUCUGAAUGUGGCUUCACUUACUUUAUUAGUGUUUUUGCCUAUAACAAGGCAGGGCAGAGUCCUCUGGGCGAUGUGUUCAAUUAUACCACAGCCCCCUGUUGUCCUAGCGAUAUUAACCCUGUGUUGGUGUCCAGUGACAGAGUAGAGAUUGUCUGGUCUCCUGUCCGUGGUGCCGAACUUUAUGAAACCAAGGCUGUAGAUGGGUUCAAAGUGGUUGAGUGCAAUGACACUGCUCCUGCUUGCACCCUCUCCGCUCUAGAGUGUGACACCAAGUACAAUGUCACAGUGUAUUCCUUCAGCGAAGUCCGGGGCAGCAAUAUGUCAUGUACUUCCCGAUUUGUAACCACAGCUCCUUGCAGUCCCGAAAUAAAAAACGUUUCAAAGGAUGCAUUCUCCAUGAUCCGUGUGCACUGGCGAUCCACUAAUGACGAUGCCACUUACACGGUGACUGCCCAGGGGGAGAAAGGGCUGUAUCGGUGCAGCAGCACGGGAGAGUCCUGCGUGAUAGGGAGCUUGCCCUGCGGCUCCGUGUUCUCCGUCACUGCGGUGGCUGAAACACAGGCAGGGCGGAGCCUGCCCAGCUUCAGUGUGCCCCUGGAAACAGUGCCGUGCUGUCCAGCUGGUCUGACAGUAACUCAGGUCACCCAAUCAGUAAUCAACGUGAGCUGGACUGUUGGGACCGGGGCCCAAACCUAUGUGACAGUUCUGGAGUCACACACCGGACAGUCUAAGUGUCUCACCCAUCAAAACCAGUGCCUCCUGGGAUGUAUCACAUGUGGCGUCAAUUACACAGUGGCAUUAAAAGCGAUUAGUGCCACUGGGUUGACUGCAGACUGCACCUACCAAAGUUAUUCCUCUAGUGCCUGCUGCCCUUUGGGAGUGAAAUUAUAUAGGCUGAGCCCUAAUGGCAUCCGAAUCUACUGGCAAGCCUCCAGGGGCUCUACCAAUUAUAGCACUGACCUCUACGGUUCUAAAGGCAUUUUCACCUGUGCCCCAAGAGCUGGCCUCAGUUUUUGUGAUGUCACCGAGAUACCCUGUGGGGAUGUAUAUACCGUGAUGGUCUCACCAGUUGCUGAGACAGGACUGAAGCUUACUUUCUGUCCAAAAAAAAUCUAUUCAGUAACCUGCUCUGGAAGUACACUUGGAAUGGUGAUUUACCGAGGGAAAAGAAAUGCAGAAUAA
Molecule: messenger RNA, 2202 nt
Organism: Lynx canadensis (Canada lynx)
Lineage: Eukaryota; Metazoa; Chordata; Mammalia; Carnivora; Felidae
Gene: FNDC7
Product: fibronectin type III domain containing 7
Exons: 12
Coding region: 1-2202 (733 amino acids)
Molecular function (GO): protein binding
Source: RefSeq, a predicted model, not a curated record